Molecule: messenger RNA, 2936 nt
Organism: Coregonus clupeaformis (lake whitefish)
Lineage: Eukaryota; Metazoa; Chordata; Actinopteri; Salmoniformes; Salmonidae
Exons: 3
Coding region: 510-2936 (808 amino acids)
Source: RefSeq, a predicted model, not a curated record
AAAACGGCAACAUUUUCUCUACGCCACAUGGCAAAAUGUGCAGAAUUGCAGGAAAUUAACCCUAAAACUUCAAUUUUGUCUCUCCACUGUCAAGAGGGGAUCCGCUAAAAUCAUUUGCUGGCAGAGUGGGGGGCAGGCCCCAACAAAAUGUUGCUUGGGGCCCCCAAAACGCAAGGGCCGACUCAGACUACAUGUGUGGGUAUGGAUGUGGGAAUGAAGACCCGCGAGCCACUGCGGCCCCUCAUGAUGAGUUCAGAUUUUUUUGGCCCCCACGCCCAUAAAAGUUGCCGAUCCCUGGCAUAGAUAUUCUAUUACAAUACUACAGUAAAUGUACCAGGAGCUGGCGAGUCAGCACUUUGAGUCUAGACAAUGGGAACCUGGUGAGCAGGCUUUAUAUCUCAACAACAAGGUCGGAGGAAGUUGAAUAGAAUAACAUUAUUUAAUAAGUUGUGGCAUUCAGGUUAGAUAAUAAAGACAUCACAAUGUAGACAGAUGGUGGAUUUAAUUGAAUGUUCAAUUUUAGAACAAUCUUUCCCGGCUGUUCUUUUACAUUACAGUCCACCAUAGUUGAGGCUCAUGCUAAGUGCAAGAACAUCGUGUCAUGGGUGAAGGAGGACUCUUCAACAGUGGUGGUCCCUGCCCUUGAUCUCAUCAUGUACAGGCAUUUGCCCUGGACACCAUCAUCAUCAUCAUCAACUUCCUCCUCCUGGUCUUCAGUCGUAAUCAAUGAAGCAGAUCUGGAAGCGGCCUCCAUAUGCCGCAGCGUCAGAUUCAACCUUGGGCCAAGUCAUGGGCCAAGCGAGGUCACCAGCCCUAGAACUGGUGCCAGGACACGGAACCCAACUCCCUUCCCCUCCCCCCUUUCGUCAGAGGAGUCUUUGGGAAAUGAGGAAGAAGAUGACAACCCAAGAAGAUAUUCCUCAGCAUCUGAGAACGGAGAUAGAGAGGAUUGGGACAGAUCCCGCUCAGACCCCCUGAGGUCUGUGUUCGGACUGUCUCACAACUUUAUCUUCAGUCAGGUUCACAGAGACGCCCGCAGGUCCCUGAGUGAGGUCAUACUGCCAUCCAUCCAGAGGAGACCAAAGAAGAUGAGGCCUAUUAUUCUGUCUGCGGACACCAGGCUGAUCAUGGCCAUUGUGGAGAUCAUCUUCAAGCAGAUCAACGCCAGACUAGCCCAGCUCAUGCUGAUAGGAGGUGCCAGUCAGGGAGCCGAAGCUCCUUCCACCAGCAUCAGCUCACCGAGCAGUCAGUUUGCUGAGCAGAUGCUGCGGACAAUCACAACCACAAUGAAUGGCCAUACUAUGGGACAGAUGGCGCUCACUUGGCUGUCUGGAAAGUCCGCUAAGGAGAUUGAGAGAGAGCUAGGACGACUGGCAGGUCAGGUCAUUGUUGCAACCAUCAGCAGCAUCCAGAGGGCGAAGAGCGACGCUCAGACAGGACAUGAGGUGCGGGUGUCCUACUUCCUGUCAGCGGUGUCGGCCGAGGUGCAGAGUCUGGUGGUCCAGAGAACGGAGACCAGGAUGUCAGGAAGCGACCACCUGCUGAACCUGUCUCGGGCAAAGAUCAACAGGGCCGUCGAGCUGAAAAUGGCUGAAAUGUACGGUGGAUCCCUGUGGGAUUGGUCCCUGACAGAACAGAAUAUCCAGCUAGGUCAUGACAGAAUCACUGCCAUGUCCAAUGAUUUGGUGGAUUUGGUGGUCGAUGAUACCCUGGAUGCCCUUGGUUAUCUAGAGAACCAGGCAUUUUCCAGGUCCCAGAGCGCUGGCUCCCGGACAGGGAUUGAAGGCCUCGACAUUGAUGGUGUGGCAAGGGACAUGGUCCGGGGAAAGCUGCAGCCAAACUCAAGGCAUCCAUCAGUGUCAGUCAGAACUGCCCUGCAAGUGAUAAAAACAGAGCUUGACAGCAACUCAGACGAGUCCUUUGUUCCAUGCCAGAUGUCUAGAAACCUUCUAGCACGUCUAGUGUCGAGUGUCGAGAGCAUCAGCGAUCUGGAAAUUGGUGAGAUGCUCCAGGGCCCCUCAGCAAUAAUGGAGCCGGAGGCUGUGAGAGAACACCCAGACAUAUCCUCCACUGCCAUCUACCACGCCCUGCUCAUUGAUUGUCCAUUCCCACCAUCAGAGAGGAUUCAGGAAACAAUUAUUCUAAGCCGUCCACUCACUGCACAGGAUGUGACCACACAGGGGGAAAAGCAGCAUCCUGCUGACCUUCAGACCGACAACCUAAUGGCAGAAUACUCUGCCAAGGCCCAAGGGGUAGUGACUCAGGUCAUAAGAGAUGCUUCUUUGACCAUGGACAUCCUGUCAGCCCACGUCUCCUCAAGGAACAUUGCUGAGGCCUCAACUAGCAUUCUUGAGUCCCUUCUAGUGGACUUAAACGAGGCAAUUGAGGUGAGUAGGGCAGGUAGGAUCAAGUUCUGGGAACAGGUUCAGUUAUCCUCCCAGAAACUUUACAGCACAGCUGUGAACGAGCUGAAGAGUUUGUACACUGGUUGCCACCUCACCAAUGAGCGGGACCACCAGGAUACCCAUUUAACUGCUGACAAAAUCCAGGACAUGGAAGUGUCUACCAACAAUGACCUCAAAGACCCAACAGUUGCAGUCAGCCAGGAGUCAGUCAGACACAGCGCCAAGAAGAUCCUCAGCAAGGUUCUGAAUGUGAUCAAGGCCGGAGUAGCUGCCUCAGAGCACUCAUCUGUGGGUGAGCAGAUGACCGAAGAGUGGCAGGUUGCCAUGGAGAUGUUUGACUCCAUUCUGAACAGGCUAGAAGAUGAUGAGCCUGAUGUGGGUGAAGAGGAUCAUCUUCAUGUGAUGUCGGUCCAUGACAUCUACCAGGAUGUCUCAUCUAAAACCUCUCAGGUUUGUAUGGCGGUGACUGGCCAGGCGAUGGACACGCUGACCGAUGAUGUGUCAGCCGCGACCUCUGUGUGUGGUAAGUAA